CACACGGACCGUUCAGGGGGUGUGGUGUCACGUGGUGCUCUUAAAUUGCUGAAGUUUUGGAUAGGUUGCACAAAGUGGACACAAGCAUCCAACACACCAACAUCACCUGAGGACUGAAGCAAGAAUGGACGCAGGUCUCAGACCAGAGAACGGCGAACAAAGCUCCCUGACCUCAUCUUACCUGGAAGAACAGACGAACAAAUCAGGUGUGCUGUCCUGCAUCUUUUCUCUGAAGGAGGAGGUUGGUGCCCUUGCAAAAGCACUUCGACUUUUUGAGGGUAAAGGAAUUAAUCUGACCCACAUUGAGUCCCGCCCAUCACGCAAGAACAAAGGGCAAUAUGAGUUCUUCAUCAGAAUUGAUCCUGCCUCCUCCAAAGAUCUUGAUGAAGUUGUAAAUGACCUACGCACACAGAUCAGCGGCCAGGUGCACGAACUGACUCGCAAUAAAGAAAAAGACACAGUUCCAUGGUUUCCCAAUGACAUCCAGGACCUGGAUCGUUUUGCCAACCAGAUUCUCAGUUAUGGGUCGGAGCUGGAUGCAGAUCAUCCUGGCUUUACGGACCCUCAGUACCGUGCCAGGAGAAAGGAAUUUGCUGACAUCGCGUACAACUACAGACAUGGACAACCUAUUCCAAAUGUGGAAUACACAGCUGAAGAGAAGGCCACAUGGGGAACGGUUUUUAAAGAGUUAAAGACUCUGUACCCCACACACGCCUGCCGCGAACACAACCGUGUUUUUCCACUGCUGGAAAAAUACUGUGGCUACCGUGAGGACAACAUACCACAACUAGAGGACAUCUCACGCUAUCUGCAAUCAUGCACAGGGUUUCGUCUGCGUCCUGUGGCCGGUCUCCUCUCUUCUCGUGACUUCCUGGCCGGUCUCGCUUUCCGGGUGUUUCACUCAACCCAGUACAUACGGCACGGCUCCAAGCCCAUGUAUACACCUGAACCCGACAUCUGUCAUGAGCUUCUUGGUCACGUCCCAUUGUUUGCGGACCCAAGUUUUGCCCAGUUCUCGCAGGAAAUCGGACUGGCUUCUUUGGGCGCACCUGAUGAAUACGUUGAAAAGCUGGCUACUGUCUACUGGUUCACUGUAGAAUUUGGACUGUGCAAACAAGGAAAUGAAAUAAAAGCUUAUGGGGCAGGUCUGCUGUCAUCUUUUGGUGAACUACAGUACUGUUUGACAGACAAGCCAAAACUUCAGCCCUUUGAGCCGGAGAAGACCAGUCUGCAGAAGUAUCCUAUUACAGAGUUCCAGCCUGUUUACUUUGUGGCCGAGAGUUUUGAGGACGCCAAAGAAAAAGUCAGGAAAUUUGCAUCCAUCAUACCCAGACCUUUCUCUGUGCACUACAAUGCCUAUACACAGAGCAUUGAAGUGUUGGAUAACACACAUCAGCUGAAAAAUCUGGCUAACACCAUCAAUGGUGAGAUGUCAAUCCUGUGCAAUGCCCUACAGAAGAUGAAAUGAAGAAUGAUGCAAUGAUGCUAAUACUGACUGAAGUACAGAAGAAAUUGCAGUGUGAAAUGAAAAAUGCACAUGCGUUAGCCUUUUGCAUUGCUUUUUGAUGCCAUAUAUAUAUAACGUUUACUAAUAAAAUUGUGCAAGAUAGACAAUUAACCACAACGUUUAGCAAUAAUAUUAACGUAGUCUUUAUUCCAUGUAGAACUGUAUUAA
Messenger RNA from Paramisgurnus dabryanus, 1675 nucleotides. It is a transcript of the gene pah, whose product is annotated as phenylalanine hydroxylase. Gene Ontology annotation, molecular function: iron ion binding; phenylalanine 4-monooxygenase activity. Gene Ontology annotation, biological process: L-tyrosine biosynthetic process; L-phenylalanine catabolic process. NCBI's taxonomy places the organism in Eukaryota, Metazoa, Chordata, Actinopteri, Cypriniformes, Cobitidae. The record is from RefSeq and is a predicted model, not a curated record.